Molecule: messenger RNA, 569 nt
Organism: Stegodyphus dumicola
Lineage: Eukaryota; Metazoa; Arthropoda; Arachnida; Araneae; Eresidae
Gene: Lamtor2
Product: Late endosomal/lysosomal adaptor, MAPK and MTOR activator 2
Biological process (GO): positive regulation of TOR signaling
Molecular function (GO): guanyl-nucleotide exchange factor activity; molecular adaptor activity
Source: RefSeq, a predicted model, not a curated record
UCAUGUGAUUGUCUGUUUGUGGCUUUUAAAAGUGAAGUGUGUGAUAUGUUGUUUUGAUUUUCUGGGUAUUUAAAAAUUUAAAUUUGUGAUGUUGAAACCGAAAGCGCUAACUCAAGUCCUUAGCCAGGCCAAUACCGGAGGCGUUUCCAGUACAUUGUUGCUCAAUAGAGAAGGAACUUUGUUAGCAUAUUCAGGUUAUGCUGGUAAAGAUGCAAAAUUGACUGCAGCGAUUACUAGUAAUAUAUGGAUGGCUUAUGAGAAAAGUGGAUGUACUGCAUACAGUUCUGAAGCCUUGAAAUUCAUCAUCAUUGAUUGUGAGGAAGGUUAUGUAGCUGUAACUGGAGUAGCAAAUUUAUUGCUAUGCCUCCAAGCAGAUGCUAAUGUGGAUCUUGGAAUGUUGAAAGCAAAGGCAGAAGCCCUGGCAAAAUAUCUAGAAGUACCUUUAAUGCAAGUUUCAGCAUCUUCAUAAAUAUAUAUAUAUAUAUGUAUACAGACAAUACAUAUAAUUUAAAAAUGAAAUGGUUAUAAAUGCAAUUUGUUAUUUUGUAAUAAAUAUUUUGUAAAUAUUC